Molecule: messenger RNA, 1884 nt
Organism: Striga asiatica
Lineage: Eukaryota; Viridiplantae; Streptophyta; Magnoliopsida; Lamiales; Orobanchaceae
Source: the annotation of a GenBank genome assembly
AUGCAUAGCUAUAAUUUUUUUGUUGUCAAUAGAUUGAGAUCAAGCAGCUUGUGUGAUGCUGAACACGACGUCGUUAAACAUGGGCGGCGGAUUGAAGGAGACCUUCUACAUCUCCCACGGCUCGCCGACGCUGGCGAUCGACGACUCCUUGCCGGCGUGGCACUUCCUCAAAUCUUUCCGGCAGAGGGUGCUGGCCCAGAAGCCCACCUCCAUUCUCAUGGUCUCGGCCCACUGGGAAACCGCCGAGCCCACGGUCAACGCCGUUAACGGGCCUUCAGACACUAUUUACGAUUUCUACAACUUUCCCAAGCCCAUGUAUCAGCUCAAGUACCCAGCACCCGGAGCGCCUGAGCUGGCGGUGAAGGUUAAGAAACUGCUUGAAGAAGCUGGGUUCAAGCGGGUCCACGUGGACAAGAAGCGCGGUCUGGACCACGGGGCGUGGGUCCCGCUCAUGCUCAUGUAUCCUGAGGCUGAUAUUCCCGUAUGCCAGCUGUCAGUCCAGACGAACAUGAAUGCAACCCAUCACUAUAACAUGGGGAAGGCGUUAGCUCGACUCAAGAAAGAAGGAGUUCUUGUAGUUGGUUCGGGCUCAGCCGUGCAUAACCUAAGGACCAUGGAAAACAUCAAAGGCUCUGUGGCUUCGUGGGCUGCCGAGUUUAACGAGUGGCUUAAAGAAUCCCUCCUUGAUGGAAUGUACGAAGACGUGAACAACUAUGAAGCAAAGGCACCAUUUGCGAAACUCGCACACCCAUGGCCGGACCAUUUAUAUCCAUUACACUUUGCAAUGGGUGCAGCCGGUGCUCAACCAAAAGCAGAGCUCAUCCACGACAGCUGGACAAAUUACACUCUCUCUUACGCUUCCUACAAGUUCACAGAUUCAACCUAAGAAUUUGUCAUCAUUCUGUAUUUUAUACUGUUGUAUGCAUAAUAGGGUGUGUUUGUAUUGACUAGUGAACUAAAGCAUUGCGAACUUAACAGCCUUGGCGGCUCAUAUAUAUGUAAAUAGGCCGGUUGUUUGUCGUAAGGGCUUUCUUGCUUGUGUUUUGUGUUUGAAAUGUUGUAAUACACGGAAGUUGAGGUCGAAAGAGUGUGUGUUAGGUUGUGGAGUAGACGCAAUCUAUAUAAUAAUUGCUGUUUUUGGAAUUUGUGCCGAACCAGGUCCAGUUGUCACUGGAGAAGGGGCAGCACACAGCCAUGGAAUUCGCAUAGUAGAUUAGGGUCACGGCUACACAUUUUUCAGUGUCGGGAGAGGAAGGGAUCAGGAUAGACUUAAGGAGACGUAGAUAAUCAUGCUGGCCGUAGAAAGGGGGGAGACUUAUGCGGCGGCGGGAUAUGGGGUUGUACAGUAACAGAUCGCCCGGUUUUGCGCUGCACAAUGGAUACCCAGCCACCGCCGGAGGAACCACGGAAUUUCAGAAGGUCGCCGGGGAUUUGUGGGACCCACAGGGUCACGACACUGUUCUCAGCCAGGUUGUAAAAUUUGUAAGUCAAAGUGGUGGCUGAGCAGGUGGCGACGCCGGAUUCAUAUACGGGUUGCAGCAUUAGCCAAGGAGAAGGAGAAGAAGAAGAUGGAUUGAUUUUUUCCGGCGAGAUCUGCGCCGCCGAGCUCAUGCCUCUCCGACAAAACCAAUUAUUACAGUCGCCACUCGAUUUUCCAGAAAUGAAAUAAUUAGAAAAUCCGGCAAAUCCUCCGCCACGGCGCAGCAGGGAAGAAUAAGCCAUCAAUUAGGUUUAUCCAAUUUUGCCUUUCUAUUUUGUAAUUAUGUAAAGCGAGUGAGUGAAUGCUGAAUUGUAACUCUGGCUGAGCUAUCCUAUUUAUUCCAAGAGUAAAAAUGAUAGCCAGCGGCGUUAUCUUGUGGGCUAAGUAAGCUUCUUUUUUCUAUA